CGACACGAACAUGCAAACUCCACACAGAAAUGCCAACUGACACAGCCGGCACUCGAACUGGCGAAUUUCUUGCUAUGAGACGACAGUGCUAACCACUGAUUCGCCUGACAUGUUCUUCUCUUUCUUUUUGUAUUUCAUGAGCAACUUCAAUUGGCGCGAGGGAGGAUCUAAAUUGACAAGUGUUGUUGACAUUUUGCUGUUGCUACAGUAACAGUGGAGAGUCGCUAACAAAGUUGUCAACAAGCAUGUAUAACUUUACAUGCUUUUAGUUCGUCAGGAGUCAAUCUAACAUAGUGUUUUAAUGAAUAAAUUUAUUAACUCUCUCGUUUUUAAUAAGUCUCACAAUGCGAAAGGCUCAGUCUGCUGGUGGAGGAGCGUCGAGUGAAGCGGCGCAGCAACUCAGCGCGCUCUUGGGGAGAUACGAGCAUCACUGCCUGCAGACCAACAGCAGCCCCAGUGCGGAGCUCAAACUGGACAUCCUUCACCAUAUCGACACACAGCAACCUCUCAGGAAGAUAACGCUGUCAGUUCCAGAGCUGGAGCCUUCAGAUACUCUUCUGCCCAGCCUUCAGCCACUCUUAAUGGCUAUACGAGAUGAACGCUACACACAUGUGCAGGAAUUCCAUAUCUGGAGUCUGUCUUUCAAGCAAACAGAUGUAGUUGAGCUGUGUUUUCUUAUGGAGAGGCGGGGGACAACAGUGUAUCCCUUCAGAUUACUGGAGCUGCUAGACUGCAGACUGUCUGAAUGGUCAAUGAAAAGAUUGGGCAAAGCUUUAGCCACAAGCUACCUGACCACACUCUGUCUGGACUACACACUUGUGGGACAAGAAGGGUUGAAAGGUUUGCUGAGUGGAGGUUUGGGAUCCGGACAAAUAUGUUCCCUGAGUUUGUGUUAUUGUGGUUUGGGUUCAUGGAGCGGAACUCUGCUUGCUUCACUCCUCACCAACGGUCCUGUGAGGGAGCUUUACAUCAAUGGAAAUGAUCUGCAGUGUGAGGGUGCCAUUGAGCUGCUAAGACCAGUGGCUGAAAACAGCCAAAAACUGGCAGAGAUCCAAAAUAGCACCACAUCCAUCAAAGACGAGACAGAGGCGAUUUCCCAAAGGAACAAUAUUACAUCCUCCAGGCGAAAGAAAGCAAAGAAAAAAGGUAAGAAGACAAAGAAGAAAAGUGAAAAAUCAAAAAGCGGACCUGAUAGCUCGGGCGGCCCACGGCUAGAGAAGCUGCACAUGUUUGAUAACUCCAUUGACAACUCAGGAACAGAAGGACCAAGUCAGCUAGCCCAGUUCCUAGAGCUCCUUUGCAUUCUGGUAAAAUUCUCCAGUCAGCUGACCGAACUGGACCUUGGUGAGAAUCACAUCGGAGAGGACGGUGGGAAAAUGAUUUCAGAGGCCCUGAGAGAGAGACAAGCAGCAAAAUUACCUUCAAUUAAAAUUGAAGUUUCAACACGCAUGUCCACGGAAACAUUCGGUGCCAUUUUGAGAAGUGCAAAGGAGCUGAAAUCUGGGAAAAAGAAAAGAAGAGCAAAGGGAAAAAUGAAAUAGUUCUACAUGUUUGGAAGAUACUGAAAGGACAUCACUGGUUUGCUCAUGGAUGUUUUGGACUUUCUUUCCUUGUUUUCAGCUUGUCACCAUAGUUUUUAAAAAAAUAAAUCCUUCUUUUUCAUGUGGUCUGAACUGUGUUGGACAACAGCCGUGCACCAAAUGUGAGCUCACAACACGCGCUGCACCAGCAGGGGUUCUGGGUCCCAUUUAUGUGAUGGCACUCCAGAAAUAGCGAUUGGAUGUUUGUUCUUUUCAAGUGCUUCUCCCUUUUUCUAGUAUGUCUUUACUGAUGGAAUGAGAGUGCGUCUAUGUGUUUCUCUUAACAGUUUGAUACAUUAAUUUGAUUAAGUCGUGCAGAUUAUUGUGGAAGGCAGUUUGCAUGUAUUUGUUUCUGUGUGUGGAGAGACUCUGUCCACCAUCUGGAGAGCAGAUUUUUGAAUAUGUUUUCCGGUCAAAUUGACUUUGUCUCCACCUUGUGGUCAUAAAUGUUUGUCACUAAUUUCUGUGGAUUGAGAAUGCCCAGUUAGCAAAUAAUUCAGGCGCAGAUUUGGCAUAAAGCAUAGUAGGCAUUCGUCCAGCACUGGCGAACAGCAUGUGGGCCAAAGGGUAUGGCUGAAGUGCCACCAUGUCUUUAAGGCAGGACACAAGACUUGGGGCAGAUAUCAAAUGUAGGAUUUGGACCAGAUAUUAUAUGUGGGACACGUAAAUUUGGCCUAUUUUGACCCACUUUUAAAAUACUUUUAAAUUAUUUUUGAGUAAAGAAAAAAAUUCUACCUAACGGGUCACCGAGAAAAAGGACAGACAUAAAGCGAAAUGCGAAAUCAAAAUCAUUGCAGUCAUGACACACCAACGUAUCUGAUCCAUGCAGUUCAGGCCCAGUUAUGUGUUAUUAACUUGGCUGAUCCAUAUUUGGCCCUUGUAUGGAAGCCAGACUUGGUCCAAUCAUGUACCGUAAUUCACUGUGGCCUGUGGGUUAAGCAUUGUGUCUGUGCUGAUUGUCUGUGCCAGAGCUGGGCAAGAGAAAUUUUGCUAUGUGGGUGUUGAUAGUGUCUUGCCUUAAAAUCGUAUGAAUUGAAACACGAUUGACCUUUGACUCAUUAAUAUUGUACAAUUUAUGUACAAUUAAUAAUAAAUGUCUGAUUAUAUGGAUGUAAAUGUCGUAUUGUAAUAAAAAAUAAAAUAUUAAAAGCAGGGUAAUUGACAGCUAAUCUGGAUUAUGUAAUCAGAUUGUAACUAAAUGUAGUAAUUAGUUACAUUUUACCAUGCUCAUAAUCAGAUUACAGUUACUUUUUAUGGAUUACAUAUUUUACGAUGGCAGUAAAUUAUUAUGUCAAUUCACUCUAAUUGUACUGUUUUCUCUUGUAAGUUUAAAUCUAAAUUUUAUCUGACAAAACAUAUUUAAAACCUGGAAAACACUGACAGUAUCAGCGCCAUUUUUGAGGUAUAGUAAUGAUGUUGUUUGUUUGUGUGAUGCAGAAAUUAGCUUCUUUUUUGCAAGAUGAAAAAAUGUAAUACAUUCAUAUGGUGAAAGUUCUCUGAUGUGUAUUAAUGGUCACAUUAACAUGGACAUGAACAAAUUAAAUAUUUAGAUUUGGUUGUUUAAGCUUU
Messenger RNA from Danio rerio (zebrafish), 3149 nucleotides. NCBI's taxonomy places the organism in Eukaryota, Metazoa, Chordata, Actinopteri, Cypriniformes, Danionidae. The record is from RefSeq and is a predicted model, not a curated record.